UCACAUGGUUUAUUUGCAAAUGUCCUUUUUGUCCCUAGGGUUUCCAAUUCAUUAAUCAACAUCAAGCACAGGCACAUGGAUUAUGAACGACGACAUCAUCUUCAUCUCCGGUCGUAAAGAACAAAUACCCGAUCGCCAAUCUCCACCAUUAAACGACAUAACAGCCAGCAUAAGCAUAUAUCCAAUUGCAGAAUUGAAUUCACCCUGAUUUUGUCAAAUUAACAGGAUAACAAUGGCGUAACAUACCAUCGCCGGCGAGUUACUUUUGUCACCGUCAAAAACUCCGCCGCCGGGAAUUUCUUCCGGUAUGACACAUAACGGAAUUAUCCAGUGAAGUUGCUUCUCUAGAUAGGAGAGCUCAACUCCUGUAUUCAUUGUCAGAAAGUUGUCAGAACUAUUAAUGGGUGCACCAAAGCAGAAGUGGACAGCAGAAGAAGAAGCUGCCCUUAAAGCUGGUGUAGCAAAGUAUGGAGUUGGCAAAUGGAGCACUAUUCUCAAAGAUCCAGAAUUUGCUGUUGUGUUGCGCUCUCGUUCAAAUGUGGACUUGAAGGAUAAAUGGAGGAAUCUACAUGUCAUGGCUAGUGGUUGGGGAUCUCGGCAUCGAGGAAGGGCUGUUUCUAAAAGUGUUCAGCCUGCACCGAAGCACGAUGACAACAACUUGGUUAGCUCUGUGGGUGAGAAUGAUAUAGAAGCUCUUGAUGCUAAACCUCUUGCAUCGUCUGGUGAAGUGCUGAAGGAUGUUGGCUCUAAGAAACCUCUUACAAGAUUGGAUGAUCUUAUACUGGAGGCAAUAGUCAAAUUGAAGGAACCACGUGGAUCUAGUCGGAAUACAAUUUCUUCUUUCAUAGAGGAGCGCUUUGCGGCACCUCCACACUUUGAAAAAUUGUUGGCAACAAAUUUGAAGGCAUUGACUGAAAAAGGAAGACUGGUAAAGGUAAAGCAUUACUACAGAAUUGCACCGAGUAGAGUAUCAUCUGAUGCCAAGGGUGGCUCUUUCUCUUCACUUAUGGGUGGGAAGCUUGAUUCCACUGUGGUAGAAAAGAAUGAAACUAGAAUACUGACUAAAGCUCAGAUUGAUGCGGACUUGGAGCAAAUGAAGAGCAUGAGUGCGGAGGAAGCUGCUGCAGCCGCUGCACAAGCAGUUGCAGAGGCUGAAGCUGCAAUUGCUGAAGCAGAACGGGCAGCAAGGAUUGCAGAGGAGUGUGAAGCAGAGGCAGAGGCAGCACAGUGCUUUGCUGAAGUAGCAUCAAAGGCAUUGCAGCAUCAAACUAUCCGUGUCUGAUGGCACUAUCUGGAUCCACCAAUAGGGUUUUCAUUUUCAGUACAGUUGGCAAUUUAUUGUUCAAUAUGUUGAUAGAGUUGUAAAUGUGGAGAUUUUUUUCAUUGCAAGUGAUCUUAAAUAUAGCAUUAAGAUCAUAUGAAGUUCAUAGGCAAGAGUAGUUUAGAAGUCCUCUUUUAGUGGUUGACAAGCAAUUUGUAUAUCCUUAAAAGAUCAGUACCAUUUUACCCUAUAUUCUGUUUUGUGGUCUGAAGUGGUUGGUACAAAAUGAGCUUUGUUGAAUUGCUGUUGAUCCACAAAAUUUUGAUGACCUCUACGAUUCGAAAAUGAUUGAUUUUGUUGUGAUUUGAGGUGUGUAUCGA
Capsicum annuum is the source of this 1641-nucleotide messenger RNA. Its product is annotated as telomere repeat-binding factor 1. Gene Ontology annotation, cellular component: nucleosome. The coding region runs from base 401 to 1282 and encodes 293 amino acids. Gene Ontology annotation, molecular function: double-stranded telomeric DNA binding. NCBI's taxonomy places the organism in Eukaryota, Viridiplantae, Streptophyta, Magnoliopsida, Solanales, Solanaceae. The transcript has 7 exons. The record is from RefSeq and is a predicted model, not a curated record. Gene Ontology annotation, biological process: nucleosome assembly.